GCAAGAGCAAGAGCAAGAGCAAGAGCAAGAGCAAGAGCAAGAGCAAGAGCAAGAGCAAGAGCAAGAGCAAGAGCAAGAGCAAGAGCAAGAGCAAGAGCAAGAGCAAGAGCAAGAGCAAGAGCAAGAGCAGCCUGCCUGCCUGCCUGCGCUGCCAGGCUAUCAGGCUACCACCACUGCCCUCGCCCUUGCCCUCGCCCUCGCCCUGUUGGACUUCUGUGCUGCAGGUUGCCACACCUUGAAGAACCAGGCCCCAGUUUCUUUGGGCAUGGCUUCUCUAUUAAUACACCACAGCUGGAGUCUUGUUUUCCCUGUGGACCCUGGAGGACCCUCUGAUGCUGUGGAGACAGAAUCCCCAAGGAAAGAAAUCAAACAACCCAAAUUUUUAGUCAUGACAGAUGUUGUGACUGAGAUAUACCCGCAGGAGAGCUCACGGUCAGUGAAGCAAAUGGCAAACUACAGCACUGUAUCUGAAUUCCAGCUUCUAGGGUUCCAGAGCCUUCCAGGGUGGCAGACCCUACUCUUCGCUAUAUUCUUACUUAUCUAUGUCCUAACCAUCACAGGCAAUGUGGUCAUCAUCUCAGUAGUCAAGCUGGAGCCACACCUUCAUUCUCCUAUGUACUCCUACCUCCAAAACCUCUCUUUCCUAGAGAUCUGGUACACCACCACCACUGUGCCCAAGAUGCUCAGCAGUCUCCUCAAGGAGAGCAGGACAAUCUCCUUCAAUGGAUGCAUGACCCAGCUCUACUUCUUUGUCUUCUUUGGGGCAACAGAGUGCUUCCUAUUGUCUGUGAUGGCAUAUGAUCGGUACCUGGCAAUCUGUGACCCAUUGCAUUACACAAUAGCCAUGAACACAUAUUCCUGCACCCGCUUGACAAUAGGUUCUUGGGUGAUUGGUCUUUUCACAGGGUUGCUGCCUUCUUUGCUGAUCUCUAGAUUGCAUUUCUGCAGUUCUAGCCAAAUCAAUCACUUCUUCUGUGACAUCCCACCUCUGCUGAAGCUUUCCUGCUCCGACACUUCCAUCACUGAGAAGACUAUAUUUGUGCUCUCUGUAUUAGUCAUUUUCACUUGCUUCUUUCUUACAUUGAUGUCUUAUGCAUUUAUCAUCAAGACUGUCCUGAAAAUCCCCUCUGCUUCUGGAAGGAAAAAGACUUUCUCCACCUGUGGCUCACACUUGGCUGUGGUGUUGAUAUAUUAUGGCACCAUGAUCUCCAUGUAUGUUCAACCCAGUGCUAAUAUCUCAUCCGAGCUAAAUAAGGUAGUUUCCAUCUUCUACACUGUACUAACACCUCUUCUCAACCCUGUUAUUUAUAGUCUGAGAAACAAAGAUUUUAAGGAUGCCUUACAGAAAAUGGUCAAUAGGAAGCGUGCCCUACAUAGCUUUUAAAGCAAUGAAAGGAAGUCCAUUAACUUUAGCUGAUGUUAAGGCUGAGUUUAUA
Molecule: messenger RNA, 1436 nt
Organism: Rhineura floridana
Lineage: Eukaryota; Metazoa; Chordata; Lepidosauria; Squamata; Rhineuridae
Product: olfactory receptor 11L1
Exons: 3
Coding region: 266-1384 (372 amino acids)
Biological process (GO): G protein-coupled receptor signaling pathway
Cellular component (GO): membrane
Molecular function (GO): G protein-coupled receptor activity; olfactory receptor activity
Source: RefSeq, a predicted model, not a curated record